AUGACCUGUGAAAGCUUUGCUGGUACAAGGCACAAUGAUGGCGCUCCUCCAGCGGGCGUCGUGUAUGCCGGUACGAGCAAAGCCCUUUACAGUGCUUUGGCAUCGCUGGAGGUCUCCACUGUGUACUUGACCGCCACAAUCAAGCUGGAUCGCAGCGACUGGACGACAGCAUACCAAGCCAUCGGUUCUUAUGUAACAAUAGACUUUUCAAGCGUCUCGAGCGCUAUAUACAUAAGGCCUGGCGGAGAGGUUAUUUUUCGGUGGCUUGAAAUCGUCAAUUACACAGCAGAAGUCGGUCAAGCAAUGCUGAUUGUGGGCGCAUCACCGGGCGGACGAGUCAUCUUCCAGCACGUCGUGCAGCGGCGCCUUGCCGGCUUCGGGGGAAAGCAAACUCUCGAUGAACUGCUGCAGCUGCCUCGCUUAAACCAGACUACCGGCAGCCCUAACGGCAGCAGCGAUGACCACCAAAUCGCAUUUUUCCUGCCACGUUUCUGCUACAACUCGACUCGCGACGGCGCCGGACCUCCCUGCAGCACCAACCUGGUCUACAUCGUGGACGUGGCCACACGGCUAGGACCCGCCAGCUCACCGUACUUUGCUGCUGGCCUGGCGCUGGGCGAGUACGACUUGUUGCUUGAAGAAUCCGUACAAAUUUCGGACAAUGUGGUGGAUCCCAAUUGUCUAUCCAGCGCCUCAGCGUCCGAGUGCGUGGUUCAACAAUUGCGGUUACUGGGAAUCGAACCCGUGCUCGUGAAGGCGAAACGCUCGGCCAGCAACCUCGUCAAGAUCGUGGCGUCGUUAGCCAUCUUGCUAGCGGCUGUGGGGCUCUUCCUCUACUUCAGACGUCACUACCGGACUUACCAGGAGCGCCGAGCCAGGAGGAUGCGGCGUCUGAAGGAGGCCCUGGGAAUGGGUCGCGAAGCUCACGGCAUCAUGUUCAACGGGCUGGAUGGGGAGAUACCUGACUGGCAGAUCAUGCCCAUGCCGGUGGGUUAUGCACCGGACGAGGGCGGUACGGCAGAACUCCACCAGAAUUCAAAUAUCCGCAAUCUCAUCAAGGACAUCAGCAACCGUCCUAACCGCCAGAACCCCGAGUACGACAGACCGGAGGAUUACGAGGUCCGGAUCGAGGUAGACGGCGGCGGCGGCACUGGCAGCGGUGGUGGUACUGGCGGCGAUGGCGGCGGCGGCUUGGAGAACUGUCCCAUUGCAGCGGAGGUGGGGCUCCUUCGGCCGCCAGUUGUGCCGACGUUGUUGCUGGGCCCUAUGGCGACUAAAGAUUUGGAGGGGGGAGAUGCAAUGGUUUCGGAGCAAUUUUCACCGACCCAGGUCGAUCCAGGGGCGGUCUCGGCAGGCGCCGCCGAAACGCCGACUGUAGAUAAGCAAAGAAGCGACGGCACCGCCGCCGCCGCCGCGGUUACCGUACAUCAUAUCCGGCCGUCAGGCGGCAGCGGUACGACGGGUGCUUCGCACCAAAGCGCCAGCGGUACGAGCGUCAGUCAUACGACGGUGACGAUGCCGGGGCCGCCGAUGGUGACGCUGGCGGCGAUGUUGGCGGGCGUCGGCGGCGUUGGCACCAGCGCCGCCGCCGGCGGACAGAGCAGCUCUAGCGGCGGCCGCGGGGCGUCGCAGGGGCUCGAGGUCUCCACAACGAUGGCGGUGACGAAGGCGGGGUUGGACGUACUGCUGGCGUCGCGGGUGGCGGCGAUGGGCGGUAGCAGCAGCGCCGCUACAGCCGCCGCCGCCGCCGCUGCUGCAGCCGCCGCCACCAGAAGCGGCGGCGGCGGUGGAUCCGGCGCCGCCACCUUCUCUAUUCAGUUGGGCGGGGGCGGCUGUUCCCAGUCGCGAAGUGCGUGUUCAAGGGAAUCGCAGACGGCGGCAGCGGCGGCGGCAGCGGCGUACAGACAGCCAAACGAACUCCAACCGCCGCUGUCGUCGUCGCAGCAGCAGCUGCAGCAGCAGCAGCAGGGUUCAGGGUCUGCAGAUACCGGCGUGCAGCAGCAACAACAACAACAACGACAACAACAACAAGCGAUCUUGGCGGCGGGUGGGGACGGCGGUGGCGGCGGCGGCACCGCCACUGCCACACGUCACGCCGUCGCGUCUGCCUCCGCUGCAGUUGACGUUGCGAAUAGGAUUAUGAAAUCGAAGGACAGCGACGACGAUGAUGAGGACGAGGAUGGGGGGCGGCGGCGGCGGCGGCGGCGGAUGGUUGCCAGCCUCAUGGACGAGCUGGAGCAGCUUCGUCGGGACAUCAUGGCCGGGGUGAACGACACCCAACUUCAUAUCAUGUCUGUGGUUGGGUCAGGGGCUUUUGGAACUGUGUAUCGAGGUCAGUGGCAGGGUUUGGAGGUGGCGGUGAAGACGGUGGUGUUCAGUGCGAGCAGCGAGAACAGGAAACGCGCUCUGCAGGAAGCUGCCCUCUGUCAGAGCAUCAAUCAUCGCAACAUCGUGGCGACGUACGCGGUUGACGUACAACCGCUGGGUGCCGUACACAACAACAGUACGGCCCCCGUGGUGUUGGGAGCCGGGCCAACGCACAACAACAAUAACCGAAACUCCACACUGUCAAACUUACUGCACUCGUUAUAUCCCUUUGCAAUCGUGUCCAUUCAUUCAUUCAUGCGUUCUCUGGGCCCCCCCGCCUUUUCCUCCCGCGAAUCCGGUCCACUAUGGGACCAUACACACACACACACCUCCCUGCAGGACUGGCGACUGUAUAUCGUACAAGACCUCAACCCCAAUAACGUACUGCUCAAACGAGACGCCACGUCACCCAUUGGCUUCCGGGUUAAGAUGGCUGAGGCCAGCUGGGUUACGCAGCGGAUGCUCUACCACGGCCGCCUGGCGGGCACUCGUACGGCAACCGGCGAGCCCCGAUACCAGCCACUCGGGAUACGGGCGGAGCAGGAAGCAGGCACGGGCGCCCUGGACGGACGCUGA
This is a messenger RNA of Volvox carteri f. nagariensis, 2943 nucleotides long. RefSeq lists its product as uncharacterized. The record is from RefSeq and is a predicted model, not a curated record. The coding region runs from base 1 to 2943 and encodes 980 amino acids. Lineage: Eukaryota; Viridiplantae; Chlorophyta; Chlorophyceae; Chlamydomonadales; Volvocaceae. The transcript has 15 exons. Gene Ontology annotation, biological process: protein phosphorylation. Gene Ontology annotation, molecular function: ATP binding; protein tyrosine kinase activity.